AUGUCCAAGAAGUCCAAAAAUGUGCGAAACGGCAUUCCGGACACCGAAGCCGGAUGGCAAAAGAUCCUGAAUGUUUCAAAGCAAUUAGGGCAUUCUCAGACAUUGGAGAACACGCAACUGAAACGUUUGCCAACAGUCGCAAACAACAAGAGCUCAUCCAGAGGAGCCAAGAAGCAGCGCGAGUUCCUCAGUAGAAUUCAUACAAUAAGUCUCUACCACUACCUGCUGUGCGCUAUCAGUUUCUCGCAAAACGAGUUGGACUCUACCAGAGCGAGUGUACUUGAGGCUUUGGUCAACAAGAUCACCAGCAGUCCUGAUGACGCAGCAAUCAUUCAUUCUGGUGUCCGAACACUCGCUGCAAGCCUGAACAUACGUCAAGCUGAGCGGCCACCACAGUUUACCAACGCUGUUCUAAAGGGGACCAAGGAGGUCUUUAGAGAGCACAUGAGCGACAUGAUCAGGAAGGUGUUAGUUGAAAAUGUGUGGAAAGCCGCAGUAACGAUGGACUUUCCUUCCUGGCCGACACCGGACAAUACGGUUCCCUGUCUCAUGAGUCUCGACAUCUGCGAAAAGGACGUGCAAGAGCUUUUCAAGACACUGUUCAACGCCAAAGCGGAUUGGGUGGCCGGCGUCUUGCACAUCGUACACGAAAGUGGCAUGACUCAGAUCGUCCCUCGUUCGGAAAUCACCUUGAAGGGGGUUUCAGAUCAAGCCAUCAUUGCGAUUUUUGGCACUGAGAUACACGCUGCAAUAACGGAGUGCCCUGUACGAGUAAAAGAGCUAGCGGAUGGGCGGCGCCUCACAGAAUGUGUCUCGAUGAUCAUUUCUGGAAGAGAAGGCACAGUUAGUUUGGCUGUGGGCUUACGAGGGGGUGUCCACAUUCAGGGUAAGCUCUAUCGUUGA
Ascochyta rabiei is the source of this 903-nucleotide messenger RNA. RefSeq lists its product as uncharacterized. The coding region runs from base 1 to 903 and encodes 300 amino acids. Lineage: Eukaryota; Fungi; Ascomycota; Dothideomycetes; Pleosporales; Didymellaceae. The record is from RefSeq and is a predicted model, not a curated record. The transcript has a single exon.